AUGAGCUUCAAAUUCGUUUCCCCAUUCAUCCUUCUGAUUUGGGGUUGGAGUGUCGGACUCUCAAUUUAUAUUAUAGGAUGGGUUGAUGUCACUUUUAUGUAUAAAGGAAGCAAUUAUUCGAUUGCAUACGCGACCGUACAACCGAAUGCCUUGCUGAAUACAUAUGCGAGUAAAUGUAUUCCUGGUUUUCUCUUUGCCACCAUAUUCUUGUAUUUGUCCUUUUUCGUGAUCUUGUAUCUGCAAAAUACGUUGUCGAAAAAUGCUCAAUUGAAAGCGAAAGUGAUUCGGAGUGUGCUGGCGGCAAUGCUGCAGAAUUUUGUACCGGCGUCCAGUGCUGGCUCCGUUUAUCUCAUUGCUGAAUCACUUUGGUCGAGGAAAAAUGCUGAAUGGUCCGCUAAUCAAUGGAAAUCUCUCAAGUAUCACAUCAAUUCAUACAAA
Messenger RNA from Mesorhabditis belari, 438 nucleotides. The record is from the annotation of a GenBank genome assembly. NCBI's taxonomy places the organism in Eukaryota, Metazoa, Nematoda, Chromadorea, Rhabditida, Rhabditidae.